This is a messenger RNA of Adineta steineri, 1656 nucleotides long. Lineage: Eukaryota; Metazoa; Rotifera; Eurotatoria; Adinetida; Adinetidae. The record is from the annotation of a GenBank genome assembly.
AUGGCCGAAUUUAACUCCAUUCCAUCUGAACGUUUUCUGGACGCCACUUCAGAACCACAACGACGUCUUUCGCCCAUACACGAUUAUGAACUGAAACCACUUGUCUCACUCGAAGAAGCUGUACGGCCGUUUGAAUCUUUAAUUCCUAAUAUUCAAGCAUAUGUUUGGACAGCAACUGGUAACUGUGAACAACCGAAAGAUGGUCUGACACCCGAUGAAUCUGCUGCUGUCUAUUUGUACACAAUGCAGUGCAUGUACCAUCAACUGAACACUCUUCUACGAAGUGAAAAUCGACAACAACUCGUACCGUACUUUUCGUACCUAAAAUUAUUUCUCACAGCCUUGUGGAAGUUAAAUGAUGUUCAUGAUCUCGUAUUCAGAGGUGUAAAGGCAAAUGUUAGUGAUGAUUAUCCAAAAGGAAAGAAAUUUGCAUGGUGGGGACUUUCGUCGACGACAACAUCUUUAGACGUUUUACAGAAAGAUACAUUUCUUGGAGAGAGUGGUCCACGAACUCUAUUUAAUAUUCAGUGUUUCAACGGGAAAAUGAUUAAAAAUCAUUCACAGUUUCCUUUGGAAAACGAAGUAAUUCUAUUGCCGUGUAGUUACUUUGAAGUUAUGGGUAAUAUGAAACAGGGUGCAGAUUUACGUAUUAUUCAUUUAAAACAAAUUGAACCGCCCGUCGUUUUAAUUCAACCUCCAUUUCCUUCGACUGUGCACAACAAGGAACCUACUCCAAAACAAAGCAAAACAAAAUUUAACAAAUUCAAACAAAAUGGAAUUAUCUAUGCGGGAGGAAAUGGGCAAGGAAAUCAGUUAAAUCAACUCACUUAUCCUUAUGGGAUCUUUAUUGAUCAUCACAACCAUAUUUUCAUUGCUGAUACUGAGAAUCACCGUAUUGUUGAAUGGAAAUAUCAUUCAAACAAAGGACAAGUCAUUGCUGGGGGAAACGAUGAAGGAAACAGAAAUGAUCAGUUAUCUUAUCCAAGAGAUGUUCUUGUUGACAAACAAAAGAAUUCUUUUAUCAUUUCUGAUAAAAGAAACAGGCGAUUAAUCCAAUGUUUUCGUCAAAAUGAAAUAAAACCACAAAUUCUCAUUUCUGAUAUCGCUUGUUAUGGUCUGUCAAUGGAUAAAAAUGGAUUUAUUUAUAUUUCUGAUAGUGAGAAAAAUGAAGUGAGACGAUGGAAAAUGGGAGAAUAUAACAAUGAAGGAAUUAUAGUGGCAGGUGGAAAUGGAAAAGGGGGACAACUCAAUCAAUUCAAUUAUCCUAAUUAUAUCUUUGUUGAUGAAGAUGAUUCUCUUUAUGUAUCAGAUCGUGAAAACCAACGUGUGAUGAAAUGGAGAAAAAAUGCAAAAGAAGGCAUUGUUGUUGCUGGUGGAAAUGGUCAAGGCAGCAGUCUCAAACAAUUGUUUCAUCCUACUGGAGUGAUUGUUGAUCAUUUGGGUCAAAUCUAUGUAGCAGAUUGUCACAAUCAUCGAGUGAUGCGCUGGUGUGAAGGAAAUGGUGAAGGUGAAAUUGUUGUUGGCGGAAACGAAGAAGGAAAAGAAUUAAAUCAAUUGAAUUGUCCCACUGGUUUAUCAUUCGAUGAUGAAGAGAAUCUUUAUGUUGUGGAUCGUUCAAAUCAUCGAAUACUAAAAUAUGAAAACUGUUUUGAUUAA